AUGGGUAAAGUAUCGAAGGCCACGAAGAAGUUUCAGACCAAACACUUGAAGCAUACUUUGGAUCACCGAAAGAAACAGAAGCAACAUGCCGAGAAAACCAAAGGUCGCAGAGGUAACAAGACCGCUCAGGAAAAAGAAGAUGCGGCACUUACGAAGCAGGACCAGCAACUGCUGAAGUCGUCGAAGGAAGAAGUGUUCAAGGACAUGAGCGUGGAGGACUUUUUCGCAGGAGGAUUCGAGGUGCCCAAGGCCAGCCAACAGAGCAAACGUGGAAAUGGCGAAAAACAGUCCAAAGAGGAAGACGAAGACGAGGCGUCGUCCAGUGAGGACGAAGAAGGUAUGGUAGAAAACAUGGCUAAUCUGGCUGAAAAGGAUCCGGAGUUCCAUAAGUAUUUGCAGGAAAAUGACAAGGCAUUGCUGGAGUUCCAAGGCACCAAUCCGCUGGACGGUAUAAGCGACGGCGGCGAGGAGGACGAGGAAGAUGAUGAAGCUGAAGAAGAACCCGAACUUGAAGUGGGAAAAACGAACAAAGACUCGUCGCAGACCGUCGAAGUGGAUCUCAAAAUGGUCAAAAAAUGGAAAAAAGAGCUCUCGGCUGCAUCCGUCAGUGUCAAGCUUAUCAGAAACAUCGUUUCGGCUUUCAAAGCCGCUGUCAACGCCAACAAGGAAGAGCUGGUUGACAGCUACAAGUUUGCCGUCAUCGACGCCAAAGCGUUCCAGGAACUCAUGUUUGUCGCGUUGCAGUACAUGCCGGCUGCAAUCGUGAAAGCACACCCUUACAAGAUCGUCAGGGGCUCCAGAACCCUACCGAACAACGGCAGCGUGAAUAAGAUCGCUACUGUGUUCAAGUCUCACGCAGGGUCUAUGCUAACCAUGCUCCACGACAUCACAAACACGGAAUCAGCCGUGUUGGUCCUGCAUUCUCUCAACCAGAUCUUGCCCUACUUUUUGUCGCACAGAAGAGUCGUCAAGGAAAUCAUCAAGGUCAUUGUCGAGCUAGGCGCUACAACCCGAGACUUGGAAACGCAGGUGGCAGCUUUCGCAUUCUUAAACAACGCUUCCAGAGAGUUUAAGAAAUCGUUACUGGAUACGGUUCUGAAAACCACUUAUUCUUCUUUCAUCAAAAGUUGCCGUAAGACUAACAUUCGUACCAUGCCAUUGAUCAAUUUCCAGAAAAACUCGUCUGCAGAAUUGUUCGGCAUUGACGAGGUCCUUGGUUACCAGGUCGGAUUUGAAUACGUGAGACAACUAGCUGUGCACUUGAGAAACAGUAUAACCGCCUCCACUAAGAAGUCUGCCAGGACGAAUCCUGCAGAUGCUUACAAGGUCGUCUACAACUGGCAAUUCUGUCACUCACUUGACUUUUGGUCAAGAGUCCUCUGUGCUCAAUGCAAUUCUGAAAAGGAAAAUGGCAAAGAGUCGUAUUUGAGACAGCUAAUCUACCCGCUAGUUCAGGUCACCAUCGGUGUGAUCAGGCUGAUUCCAACCGCUCAGUUCUUCCCAUUGAGAUUCUACUUGAUCAGAUCUCUCAUCAGACUCUCGCAGAACACUGGGGUUUUCAUCCCAAUCUACCCACUUCUUGGUGAGAUCCUAUCCUCAACAGCUUUUUCCAAGGCGCCUAAAAAGAAAUCCACCCUGCCUGCGUUUGACUUUGAUCACAACAUCAAGUGUAACCAAGGCUACUUGGGAACAAAGGUCUUCCAAGAUGGUCUAGGAGAACAGUUUGUCGAGUUAGUAUGCGAGUACUUUGUCCUGUAUUGCAAAAGCGUUUCGUUCCCGGAGCUAACGACCCCUGCCUAUAUCGGCCUACGUCGUUACAUCAAAGCGUCCAAAAACAGCAAGUUCAACAAACAGGUCAGUAACGUUCUUGAGAAGAUUAAGCAAAAUUCGGACUACAUUCUUAAUAAGAGAUCAGAAAUCGAUUUUGGCCCCACGAACAGAAGCGAGGUCGAACGUUUCCUCAACGAUGUGCCUUGGAACAAGACACCUCUGGGUUCUUACGUUCAAGUGCAACGCGAAGUAAGAGAAGAAAAGGCCAAGAUCCUCAGAGAAAGUUUGGAGGAAGAAGACGAGCAGGAGAAAGAACAUCAAGCCGCUUCUGACGAAGAGGAUGAUGAUGUCGAAAUGUCCGACGAAUAA
This is a messenger RNA of Lachancea lanzarotensis, 2139 nucleotides long. It is a transcript of the gene NOC2, whose product is annotated as LALA0S10e02146g1_1. The transcript has a single exon. NCBI's taxonomy places the organism in Eukaryota, Fungi, Ascomycota, Saccharomycetes, Saccharomycetales, Saccharomycetaceae. Bases 1 to 2139 code for a protein of 712 amino acids. The record is from RefSeq and is a predicted model, not a curated record. Gene Ontology annotation, cellular component: Noc2p-Noc3p complex; Noc1p-Noc2p complex; nucleoplasm. Gene Ontology annotation, biological process: ribosomal large subunit biogenesis.